AUGGUUGUUCGAGUUUUGUACCCUAGCGAGCGACGCCUCUGCAAUCGCGUCUUCGGUUACUCCUCCGCUACUGCCACCGCCGCCGAUCUCUCCUUCAUGGAUGUAUGUAGGGUUUCCACCAUGGAGCUGCUUAAUUUCGCUAAUGGAAUCGCCAUGGGGAGCAGAGCACCAGAGAGACUAUUCAAAAUUCUCGAUGUAUACGAAGCCGUGAAGGAUCUAUUAUCGGAAUUCGAGACUUGUUCAAGUGGAGGAAGGGAGAACUUGGUGAUAAUCAAACUUCACAGCAGUGGCGGUGAUGGGGAGUUUGGUGAUGGUGGGUCACGACUGGAAGGUAGUGUUCGGUGGUGUUCAGUGGUCAUAACAACAACUACACAGGUGGUGAUUAAUUAUCAGAACAGGAGGGGGAAAGAGAGGUUAAGAUGGCGGAGUAGUGCUUUGGCUCACCGGCAGUCACCUUCGACUAGAGAAGUCCCCGACGAAACUGUUUUGGUCACCGGAUGGAGGCAACAACCUCCUCCCUCUCAUCUUCGCAUUUUCUGGCGAAAGGAGGACCACCCACCUCCGGUGGGUGAGUCUUGGCAGUCUAAUGAAGAAGAAAUGGGGACAACAAUAGCAAGUAUUGGGUUGUUUGUGUGGUGCUAG
Molecule: messenger RNA, 642 nt
Organism: Lactuca saligna
Lineage: Eukaryota; Viridiplantae; Streptophyta; Magnoliopsida; Asterales; Asteraceae
Source: the annotation of a GenBank genome assembly